Oncorhynchus tshawytscha (Chinook salmon) is the source of this 4164-nucleotide messenger RNA. RefSeq names its product palmitoyltransferase ZDHHC21. Gene Ontology annotation, cellular component: Golgi apparatus; endoplasmic reticulum. Gene Ontology annotation, biological process: protein targeting to membrane; peptidyl-L-cysteine S-palmitoylation. The coding region runs from base 162 to 971 and encodes 269 amino acids. Lineage: Eukaryota; Metazoa; Chordata; Actinopteri; Salmoniformes; Salmonidae. The record is from RefSeq and is a predicted model, not a curated record. The transcript is spliced from 8 exons. Gene Ontology annotation, molecular function: protein-cysteine S-palmitoyltransferase activity.
CUGCACCUCCACGGAAGUAGCCACUAAAUAACUAACUGUUGUGCUCAUGGAAAAAGAGCGAUUGUAAGUGGGUAUCCCUCUGAAGUUUAGCAAUACACAUCCCCAGCUUGAUAGGGAGGUUAUGACACAUUGUCCAUCUGUGUCCCAAAGUGACAGGAGCCAUGAAGCUUCGGCUGCACUUUGUGAUGGACCCCAUGGGCUGGUUCUGCAUCAGUAUGGUUUUCGCCAUCUGGCUCUACAACUCCUUCUUCGUCCCCAAAUUGGUGCUACUGCCCCAUUUCUAUGAGGGGAAUAUCCCUUGGGCCUUGGUUGUCAGUUACUACUUUGCAUCAGCCCUCUGUAUGGCUGCACUUUUUAGAGCUUCUACAGCCGAUCCUGGCCGACUCCCACCCGACCCCCAAAUCCCUCACUCAGAGCGAGAACAGUGGGAAAUGUGUACCAAGUGCAACACGAGGAGACCAAAAAGGUCCCACCACUGCAGUCGUUGUGGCCAUUGUGUACGUAGAAUGGACCACCACUGUCCAUGGAUCAAUAAUUGUGUAGGGGAGGACAACCACUGGCUCUUCUUGCAACUCUGUUUUUACACACAGGUCCUCAGUUUGUUCACCCUGGCUCUAGACUUCUGCCAGUUCUAUUACUUCCAGCCCUUGACCUCAUUGGACCAGGAGGCAUUCAUGGCACGUCAUGAGCUCGCCCUGAUACGAGUGUCUGCGAUCAUGGGUCUGGUGAUGAUCGGAGGCAUGAGCAGCCUCUUCUAUACUCAGAUGGCUGGCAUCCUGACAGACACCACCACCAUUGAGAAAAUGUCUCACUUCUCAAAGGAAAUAGUCAGGUCUGGUGGUGGGUCAAAGAAAUCCUGGCAGCGGACUCUGGCCGAGGUGUUUGGCACUACCUGGAAAAUCCUGUGGUUCAUCCCGUUGAGGAGCAGGCAACCACUGACCUUUCCCCACCACUUCCGCAGUCACGUGUAGAUAAGUGGAGCUCUGUCCCACUUCAGUCCAGAUGGCAGGCUGCCAUCUCCGACAGAGAAUACACUAUGCACACUCAGCGCCCCCCACCUGCCUUCACCUCCCUGUUUUGUGCCAUCUAAGCUGAUUAGUAGUAUUGGUUGGCCAGUGGAUAUCUUUUCGUCUUUUCCUAUAGGAAUCACAUUGAAAGUGCUUGAACUGAGUCACAAACUCCUCGACAGUCGAGAGACAUUUGACCAAGUGCAACCUAAUGCCCUCCCUUAUACUUACUAGGGGCUCCAUUGUGCUCUGUUGUCACAUUGAGGGAACCACUUUAAGGGGACAUUUCUUUUUAAGGGAACUUUGACAGAAGGGAAAUCAAUAAGAACUACAAGUUGAUUGUAGGGCCAUGUAGACCUUCAAACAACACUAAAUGCUAACUCUAACUCAAUAGCCAUUAGACAGCCAAUUAAAAAAUAUUUAUAAUUUGUGUCGCCUUCUUGGCACUCAUGGUCCAUUCAUGUGUCAUAAAUCAACAGUGUUUCUGCUGUUGUCUGGUGGGCUGUGGCCUGUUGUUUUCAGGAUAAAAAAAUGACAUUUUUAGUCCGUCUCCCAAGUGGUUUGUAUACUUGCCUUUUUACAGAAGGCUAUACAAGUAAUUAUUUUGGUUAGAAGUUGAUAUCAAGUGGUGGACAUAUUGGUUUGUGGAUUGCUAUAAGAAAGAGUAGUUCCAUGAUUGAGCUGCAUUCCAUAAUUAUAUUGUAAAAGAGUUCCUUUGCUUGACUUUUUACCCAUAUUUUUUAAAGAAUGUGUUAUGAUGCUCCUACCAAAAAGAAAUGCCACUAGUAACACCUGAUUUGAACAAUGUUAUAAUGCCUAGUACAGAAGGCAAACUUAAAGUUGCCAUGAAACUCAUUAUGUGUCGCAUCUUUGAUAGUUGCUCCAUAAACCUUUUUAUGAAGGGUUUGAAGGAGAAUUUACUCACCUGGCUAAAUAAAGUUAUAAUAUGGUUCUACUAUUAAUAUAUUAUGCACUGAAACACAAGUUUUAGUGUACCACAGAUCAGGGUUGCAACUUCCACUGGGGACGGGGGACGGGGGGGACGACAUACCACCCCCCCGACACAUUCUGAAGUCGCAUUUUUGCCCCCCCCCCAUUUUAUAAUUGGAAUGUGAUACAAGACGAGGGAACCGUGGAUUUUAGGACCGUGCGAUGCCUCCGAGCAGUCAGGUUGGUUGUUUGGAGUGUUUAUCAGACUUGAUUAAAAAAUAUAUAUAUAAUAAUAAUAAUGUCCCCCCCACUUCUAAAACCCAACGUUGUGCCCAUGCCACAGAUAUAUGGUAGAGACCGGCAAUGAAGGAGACCUUUGCUUGCAACAUGACUGUCUGUCAUGCAUCAUUUUGCCAUAAACUAGCAUAAUGCCUAAUAAUAUCUAUAAUGUCAGCCUUAUGACCGUGUUACGCAGGCCUUAUGACUGUUACGCAGGCCUUAUGAUAGUAUUAUGCAGGCCUUAUGACAGGGUUCAAGUAAAGCGUUACCCAAAUAUCUUACUGUUAAAGUUGGUAGUUGACUUUCUUAGCCGUCGCAACUCAGUUGCACUGUUUGUUUCUGUAGUUUAGUUGGUAGAGCAUGGCACUUGCAAUGCCAGGAUAGUGGGUACAAUUCCCGGGACACCCGUACGUAAAAUGUAUGCACACAUAGUCGCUUUGGAUUAGGUGUCUGCUAAAUGGUAUAUAUUUUAUUUAUUAUAUAGUACAAAUAAAUAGAAAAGUACAAAUGUGUGCACUAUCCACAUACUGUACCUUAUAAAAUCAGUUGAUAGAUAGCUAAUUACGUAUCGAGCUACAGGGCUUUAACAACCAACCAUGACUUAUUUUGCAUCAACAGUGGUAACCGUGUCUUUAUCUCCCACUUUCAUUACCAUCAAUUAGACAAACAUCACAGAGUCUUUGUUCAUCCAUUUUAAAAACAUUUUUGCUUGUUGCUUUUUCAAACCUCCACACUGCCUAAAGCCAAAUGAUUUAACCUUACCAAUGACCACAGACUAAGACUAAAAAUGUCACAAUGUCACAAUGAACUGUAUCAAGAUUCAUUUCAGGGUAUAGCAAAUAGUUGUAUUUAUGUCUAUUGGCUGUUGUACACUUGGUUGUAACAUUGUUCAUAAAUCCUCCUCCUACUUCUAAAUAUGCACUGAUAUACUGUACCUCUGUGUAUUUUGUACACAUUCCACUUUAUUUUUCUACUCAAGUUUCAUUUUGUUUUUAUGUACAUGUUUUAAUGACUGUUAAGUCGAUUACUUUUGAUCAUUUGAAUGUAUGAUGCUAACUUUGACUUUUCUGUACCUAGUGUGACUUAAUUAACCCUAUCAGUCCCGAGAACCCAGCAACAAUUUGAUUUAAAUGUAUCUGCAUGUACAGCCCUUAUGUUAUCAGGGCUACAAGUAGAACACAAAACAAUUUGACAUAAAUAGUUGCAUUCAUGAGUUUUAUUGACAAUUGUCAAAAACCAACAAAAAAAGUCAGCCAAAGCAAAAAGCUGAUAAAAAUGAAUUCAUAUGAACGCUGUUAAGUGCAGAAAUUGUUUGCUCACUGGGAAAUUAAUAUCCAACUCGUCAGUGACAACUCUUUGGAGUUUGAUAGCAACUAUGAGCUUGUUACAGUAGUAUAGAGAAUAUGUCCUGGUAUUUCCUAUGAUCUUCUAUGUAGAAGAACCCUUUAGCUUCUAACGACUUGUGUAGCAUGUGGGCAACACAGAGCAAAAUAUUUUACACGUGCGUGUUCGUAAGAGUUUCGGCUUUUCAUAGGCAGCUUUCAAUAGUUUUUAUAGCUCAAACCAUUUGGACUCAUUUUUGCAAAAAUAACCGGUCCGAGCCCCUUCGGGAUCUGCCCUUGUCUCACAACACAGCUCUAGUCAGCCCCUGUUAAUCACACAGACUAAUGGGAUCUACGGAUGCAGAAGAAAUAUAUUCAUCCAAUGGUGAACCCCAGAAGUCUGUAGCUCAAACACACUAUGUUUAAAAGGGUCUAGAAGUCCAAAACGCCCCAGCAUUACGGUGGGACUCAUUAGGUUAAUGGAGUCUCAGAACUGUUUAUGUUAGUAUCUUAUUGUUUUCAUGUUAAUUGUGAGUACAGCUGCUGUCAAUUGUCUGUCAUAUUUGUAGUUUCCUUGAUUGUUUGUAAAUGGUAGUGGACACUGAAUACAUUAUUUUUUAUAAGAA